Molecule: messenger RNA, 4388 nt
Organism: Cynocephalus volans (Philippine flying lemur)
Lineage: Eukaryota; Metazoa; Chordata; Mammalia; Dermoptera; Cynocephalidae
Product: zinc finger protein 665-like
Exons: 6
Coding region: 54-2564 (836 amino acids)
Biological process (GO): regulation of transcription by RNA polymerase II
Cellular component (GO): nucleus
Molecular function (GO): DNA-binding transcription factor activity, RNA polymerase II-specific; RNA polymerase II cis-regulatory region sequence-specific DNA binding
Source: RefSeq, a predicted model, not a curated record
GCGGAUCCGCGGAGGGGAAGUGGCACCGCGGCUUGAUUGAUGUCUAAAGACUCAUGUUACCUGAAGAAGAAGCCCAGAAGAGGAAAGAAAAGGAGUCAGGAAUGGCUGUCACUCAGGGACAGUUGACAUUCAGGGAUGUGGCCAUAGAAUUCUCUCAGGAGGAGUGGAAAUGCCUUGACUCUGCUCAGAGGGCUUUAUACAGGGACGUGAUGUUGGAGAACUACAGGAACCUGGUUUCCGUGGGAAUCUCUCAUUUUGACCUCAGUGUUAUCUCCAUGUUGGAGCAAGGGAAGGACCCCCGGGCUGUGGAGAGACAUGACAAAGUAGCAAGAAAUCCAAAUUGGCAGGAAUGGAUCAAAGGUUUGGACACAGAUAUCUCUCCUGAAUGUGUAAUGAAGGAAUUACCAUCAAAAGGGAACAAGAGUACAGGAGACGUAUUCCAAAGAAUGAUGUUGGAAAGCCAUGAAAGCCAUGACAUUGAAGACUUUUCCUUCAGGGAAGACCAGAAAAAUAUGCAUGACUUUGAAUGUCAGUGGAGAGAUUAUGAAAGAAAUUACAAAGGAGCGCCCAUGACCCUAAAAGAAAGUCUCACUGGUAGAAGAGAUCAACAUGUUAGAAGGCAUGAAGGAAAAAUGCCUGGUAAGACUCAGCGUGGGUUUAGCUUUCAGCCACACCUGCCUGAGCUGCAGCUGUCUCAGUCUGAAUGGAAAGUUUAUGAAUGUCAUCAAAUUGAGAAGUCUAUGAAAAAGGGAUUUUCAGUUUCACCAGUUCAAGGAAUUUGUUCCAGUGUCAAAACUCUCAUUUUUAAAAAGGAUGGGAAUGACUUUAUCUAUCCUUCAUUACUCUCACAAGGACAGAGAGCAAACACUUGGGAAAAACCUUACAAAUGUAAUGAAUGUGGCAAGGUUUUCAGUUGUCUUUCACACCUUGUAAGUCAUCAGGUAAUCCAUACUGGAGAAAAACGUUAUAAAUGUCAUGAAUGUGGCAAGGUCUUCAGUUAUCCUUCAAGUCUUACAAAUCAUCAGAGAGUUCAUACUGGAGAGAAACCUUACAAGUGUAAUGAAUGUGGCAAAGUCUUCACUCAAAAUUCAAAUCUUACAACGCAUCGGAGAAUUCAUACUGGAGAGAAACCUUACAAGUGUAAUGAGUGUGGCAAAGCCUUUCGUACAAAUUCAAAGCUAACAACCCAUUGCAUAAUCCAUACUGGAGAAAAACCUUUCAAAUGUGAUGAAUGUGGCAAGGUCCUCAGUAAUUCUUCAAGCCUUGCAUAUCAUCGGAGAGUUCAUACUGGAGAGAAACCUUACAAGUGUAAUGAGUGUGGCAAAGUCUUUAGUAUUAGUUCAAAUCUAAUUACUCAUCAGGCAGUUCAUACUGGAGAGAAACCUUACAAGUGUAAUGAAUGUGGCAAAGUCUUCACUCAAAAUUCAAAUCUUGCAACGCAUCGGAGAAUUCAUACUGGAGAGAAACCUUACAAGUGUAAUGAGUGCGACAAAGCCUUUCGUACACAUUCAAAGCUAACUACCCAUUGUAUAAUCCAUACUGGAGAAAAACCUUUCAAAUGUGAUGAAUGUGGCAAGGUCCUCAGUAAUUCUUCAAGCCUUGCAAAUCAUCGAAGAGUUCAUACUGGAGAGAAACCGUACAAGUGUAAUGAGUGUGGUAAAGCCUUUAGUAUUAGUUCAAAUCUAACUACUCAUCAGGCAGUUCAUACUGGAGAGAAACCUUACAAGUGUAAUGAAUGUGGCAAAGUCUUCACUCGAAAUUCACAUCUUGCAAAACAUUGGAGAAUUCAUACUGGAGAGAAACCUUACAAGUGUAAUGAGUGUGGCAAGGCCUUUCGUACAGAUUCAAAGCUAACUAUCCAUCGGGUAAUCCAUACUGGAGAAAAACCUUACAAAUGUGAUGAAUGUGGCAAGGUCUUUACUCAAAGUGCAAACCUUGCAAUUCAUCGUAGAAUUCAUACUGGAGAAAAACCUUACAAGUGCAGUGAGUGUGGCAAAGUCUUUAGUCGCAAUUCAAACCUUUCACUACAUCGAAGAAUUCAUACUGGAGAGAAACCUUGCAAGUGUAAUGAGUGUGGCAAAGCCUUUAGUUUACCAUCAACACUAUUUAGACAUCAGAUAAUCCAUACUGGAGAAAAACCUUACAAAUGUCAUGAAUGUGGCAAAGCCUUUAGUGACAUAUCAACCCUUGCCAAACAUCAGAAUAUGCACACUGGAGAAAAACCUUACAAAUGUCAUGAAUGUGGCAGGGUCUUCAGUCGAACUUCAAGCCUUACAAUUCAUCGUAGAAUCCAUACUGGAGAGAAACCGUAUAAAUGUAAUGAGUGUGGCAAAGUCUUCAAUCGAUGUUCGAGCCUUACAAGUCAUCGCAGAAUUCACACAGGAGACAAACGUUACAAGUGUAAUGAGUGCGGCAAGAUGUUCAGUCAACGUUCAAAUCUUUUAAGUCAUCAGAGAAUUCAUACUGGAGAGAAAACUCACAAAUGUAAUGAAUGUGGCAAGGCAUUCAGUCGAAUUUCACAUCUUGCAGGUCAUCAGAGAAUUCAUACUGCAGAGAAACUUUAGAGAUGUAAUGAAUGUGGCAAAGUCUUCAGUUACAGUUCACAACUUACAUGUCAUUGGAGAAUUCAUUCUGGAGAGAAGCUUUACAAGUGAAAUGAGUGUGACAAAGUCUUGAACCACAGUUUAUUCUUCACACAACAUCAGAGAAUGUAUUUUUGAGAUCAUCCUUACAAACUUUGCUUAGCCGGUGGUAAAUGUAAUUGCUCAGAGUGCUAUAGAAGAAUCAAAACAGAAGGUAUUGCACAGGUCUGGAUGGCAGACAAUCUUUUCUUCAGACCAAGAAACACACUGGGCAGCCCAUAAUUUUUAACAAUUGACAGAGAAGUACCCUCCUUCAAGUGAUAGUUUGAUAGAGAUGUAGGGUGGGCAGUUAAAACGUUGGUUGUCUAAAACUGAGGGAGAUAAAAGCAUGAAGAGCUGGCUUACACACUUGAGUGUAUGCUCUCACUCAACAUGACUGGAGCUAAAAAAAAUAUCACACUAGGUUUUCCCCUGUCCUCUGGUGGAUCUUGGGAAGGGGUUGGGAGGAGGAUGCUUGUAUAACUAUGCAAUUCUUGCCAAGGAAGGAGUAUCUUAUUCUCUUAUAGUAAUUAUACCAUUUCCCCACAUCAGGAUUUUUUUUUUUCAACCUACACUGGUACAGUGGUCUUAGGACCAGGUCUUCCAAGUAUAAGUUCUGGAAGCACAGAUGAUUUGUAAGGAAGAAACUGGUUUUAAUCCUUAUAUGUGAAUUCCUAAGGGAUUGAUGAGGGUGAGUUGUGCCUUCACCCCAUCUGGCAAAUUGCAGUUAACAGUGAAUGAGCUAUAUUGCCUGAUGGCAAAAAUAGCUCAUUAGUUCUGCUCCUAUGUAACUUUAUCCUGUGUGAAUGAGAGUGGACUGAGGAGGAGAUUCUUGCUAGACUAGUAUUGCUGCCUACAACUUAGACCAGCACAGUGGCCCAGUCUUAAUGUCCCUUUAAAGGUAAAAUAUUUGGGUAUGAAUGGAAAGAGGAAUAGUAGCUGAGGGUGAAAGAACGAAUAAGUGGGAAAUUCAAUAUUUGUACCUCAAGAGAGGCUCAGAACAAUGAAUGAUAUUGUUUCUUAGCUCAAUUAUACCUCAAGAUGCCUAAAAGGGUGAAGUUAUGCGUUUGCUGAGACCACUUCUGCUUUUGGAACCUGACAAGGUGGGAUGAAAGCCUGCAAACCUGAGUGGUCUCACGCUGGGAGACAUUUUUGUAUGAUAUGAUGAUAGGACUAAUUAUUAAUGAUUGAAUGGGAUUCUAGUAAUGCACUAGUAUCUUUCGAGUUUUAUAUUGUUUUGAUGUAAGGGAUGUUUGUUCAAACACCAUGGGUAGGCUGUGGUAAAGUAUAUAUUUUUUGUCACCCAUCCUUUGUUUCUUGACAUAUAGCUCCUAAAAUCCAUGGAAUCUCCAGAGUGAUGAGUGUCUUUAGUAUGCUAAUAAGAUGGCUUGUGGGUAGUGUUCUCUAGAUAGCUUCAGAAUUGGGAUUGGUUGCUGGAAAGACCAAGACAUGAUUAGAGGAUUGGGACUUUUAGCUCCACCCCCCCAACCUCCAAGGAGCAGAGAGGGACUGAAGGUUAGGUUGAUUACCAGUGUCCGACAAUUUAAUCAGUCUUGCCUACACAGUGGAGCUUCCCAAAAAACCCAAGAGGCCUAAGUUCAGGGAACAUCUGGAUAGCUGAAAAUGUUGGGGUUCCUGGAGAAAUAGCAUGCCCAGAGAGAGCAUAGAAGCUCUGCUCCUCUUCCUACAUAACCUCUCCCUACACAUCUGUUCAUCUGUAUCUUUUGUAAUAUCCUUUAUAAUAAACCAGUAAAUGUGUUUCCCUCA